Molecule: messenger RNA, 1446 nt
Organism: Indicator indicator
Lineage: Eukaryota; Metazoa; Chordata; Aves; Piciformes; Indicatoridae
Gene: YIPF3
Product: Yip1 domain family member 3
Exons: 9
Coding region: 1-1026 (341 amino acids)
Cellular component (GO): Golgi apparatus
Source: RefSeq, a predicted model, not a curated record
AUGUCCGCGCCGGGCGCGGCGGGGGGCAGCGGCAGGAGUGGCACCGCGGCCGACUGGGGUGGUUUCGAGGACAGUAUGCAGGGUGGCGGCUCCGCCGUCAUCGACAUGGAGAACAUGGACGACACGUCGGGCUCCAGCUUCGAGGACAUGGGGGAGAUGCACCAGCGCAUGAAGGAGGAGGAAGAGGAGGAGGCGGAGGGCGAUGCAGGGGCAGCAGAGGAGGAAGACGGCGAGUUCCUGGGCAUGAAGGGACUGCGAGGGCAGCUGGGCCGGCAGGUGGCUGACCAGAUGUGGCAGGUGGGGAAGAGGCAAGCCUCUAGGGCUUUCAGCCUUUACGCCAACAUCGACAUCCUCCGGCCCUACUUCGAUGUGGAGCCCAUCCAAGUGCGAGCCAGACUGCUGGAGUCCAUGAUUCCUGUGAAGAUGAUUAAUUUUCCACAGAAGAUCGCAGGCGAGCUGUACGGACCCCUCAUGCUGGUUUUCACACUGGUGGCCAUACUUUUGCAUGGGAUGAAAACUUCGGAUACCAUAAUUAGGGAAGGCACACUGAUGGGCACAGCCAUUGGCACAUGCUUUGGUUACUGGCUGGGUGUCUCCUCUUUCAUCUAUUUCUUGGCAUAUCUGUGCAACGCCCAAAUCACGAUGGUGCAGAUGCUAUCACUGUUGGGCUAUGGUCUUUUUGGACAUUGCAUCACUCUCUUUGUCACUUACAAUAUCCACUUCCACUCCCUCUUCUAUAUCUUCUGGCUGGGUGUUGGUGGACUUUCUACACUACGAAUGGUUGCUGUGUUGGUGUCACGCACUGUGGGGCAUACCCAGCGGCUCAUCCUGUGUGGGACCCUUGCUGCUCUGCACAUGCUUUUCCUCCUCUACCUGCACUUUGCUUAUCACAAGGUGGUAGAAGGUAUCCUGGACACAUUAGAAGGACCCAACAUGCCACCCUUUCAGAGAGUUGCCCGAGACAUUCCAGUUGGUUCCAAUGCUGUAUUGAACACAACAGCCAAAGCCACUGCAUUGACCCUGUAGUUCCACAGACUUGGACUUCACUACUUUUGAGGCUGCAUAGGGCUGUAAUAACCUGCUGCCUCUUAGGAACAGGACAGAAUAGCAAGAAGACUUGGUUUGUUUUCCUGGACCUUUCCUUUGGGUUGUAGUUUUGGGCAGCUGAGUGGACUGCACCUCAGUGACUCAGAAGAACUAUGCUUUUCUCCCAUUCAGGUCUAGGCUGUCUUGAGUAGAGUUGCCUGUAUGUUUAGCUGGGAUUUUCCCAGUGCAGUUUCUCCCUUACUUCUCUUUCUGCUUGCUGAUGUAAUUCCAGGGGUGCCUGCUCUGUUCUUGUCCUGAAGAGGGAAGAAUUAAAUUGAUGUUGGUGCUGAGUGAUAUCUUACUUGAGUAACAGAAGACCGGUAUUGGGUCUUUACACCCUUAGUCCUGUCCUGGACUCAA